Messenger RNA from Mytilinidion resinicola, 549 nucleotides. RefSeq lists its product as uncharacterized. The coding region runs from base 1 to 549 and encodes 182 amino acids. Lineage: Eukaryota; Fungi; Ascomycota; Dothideomycetes; Mytilinidiales; Mytilinidiaceae. The record is from RefSeq and is a predicted model, not a curated record. The transcript has a single exon.
AUGCCGAUCCAGCAUGGUGGAAUCGACCCCAUUGAUGCGACGAUAAACACACGAUACGCGCUCCACACGACACACUGCCGGCCCUUGCAACCCCCGGCUCGCGCUGCUGGCUUCUGUUCUCCGGCGUGGCCCGUCUGCGCGCCCCGUCUGCUGCGUGCGUGGUUGCGAGUCGGCCUCGAGGCGGUAUGUAACCCUAGCCUCCAACCUCACCAUAGUCGAUCUCGCUGUAACAGCGGCCACGGCCACUCACACGGCGCGGCUCGAUCCUCGGCGCAAGCUCCAGCCCUUGCUGCUGCCGUGCCCCAUAUCGCCCCGGCGAGUCCCCAGCGCCCACCGUCGCAGGCGCUGAGGGCAUCAGCAAUCCGCUCCCACGACGCUGGCCGCAGAGCAUUCCCUGGCCGUCCCCAGCGUCCCCCAGCGCCCCAGCUGCCUGGCCGCCCUGCCCGUCCUGUCCAUCCUGCCCGUUCAUUCUCCGGUGCCCUCCACGCGCACGCAAUGAAGGGCCCCGCCGUCGUAGCGGAUGACACCUUCCAGCGCCUCUACAUCUAA